AUGGCUUCAUCAGGAUCGAAUCUUAUGGUAUCUUCUAACUAUUCAGUCCCAAUACUGUCUGGGGACAACUAUCAGUACUGGAAAGAAUCAAUAUUGAUUCAUUUGGGCUGUAUGGAUCUAGACCUGGCAUUAAGGAUAGACCAACCCCCUUCUCCUACGGAAGAAAGCACUGCAGAUGAAAAACAGUUGUUUGAGAAGUGGGAUAGGUCUAAUCGCCUUAGUCUAAUGAUCAUAAAGAAAAGCAUUCCAGAAAUCUUUAGGGGCACGAUAUCUGAUGAUAUCAUUACUGCUAAUGAUUUCCUUGUCGAAAUUGAGAAACGCUUUACCAAAAGCGAUAAGGCGGAAAUGAGUACUUUUCUGAAGAGUCUCAUUACUAUGAGGUAUAGCGGCAAAGGAAAUAUAAGGGAAUACAUCCUGAACAUGUCUAAUACUGCUUCUAAGUUGAAAGCACUUAAGUUAGACCUUUCAGAGGACAUGUUAGUCCUAUUGGUUUUGCUCUCACUUCCUACUCAAUACGAUCAGUUUAAAGUCAGUUACAACUGUCAAAAGGAGAAGUGGACUCUUAAUGAGCUCAUCUCUCACUUUGUUGAGGAAGAAGAAAGGAUGAAGCGUAAUAAGACUGAAGAGGUACAUCUGGUGGAUACCUCAAAGGAUGCAGGCGGCAAGAAGAGAAAAUAUAAGGCCGUUAAGGUUGAGACUGCUAAGGCUCAUGUUCCAGCUCCAGCUCCUCGGGCUCGUCCUGAAAAGAUUUGCUUCUUUUGCAAGAAACCUGGACAUGAGAAGAAGAAUUGUACUAAGUUUCACGAUUGGCGCGUGAAGAAGGGUACGUUUCUUACUUUGGUUUGUUCUGAGGUUAAUUUAGCUUCAGUACCUCGAAAUACUUGGUGGUUAGACUCUGGAUCAACUACUAACAUCAGUGUUUCAAUGCAGGGUUGCCUGAGCUACCGAAACCCAACUGAUGCUGAAAGACGCAUUUACUUUGGAAAUGGGGAUUCAGUAGAGGUGGAAGCCGUGGGCAUUUUCAAGCUGUUGUUGAGUCAUAUUUCAAGAAACAGAGUUGAAAGACUCAUUAAGGAUGAAAUCCUUGAUUCCAUAAAUUUUUCAGACUUUGACGUUUGUGUCGAUUGCAUUAAGGGUAAACAAACCAAGGUUAAAAGGAUAGGUGCUUAUCGAGCUACGGAUGUCUUAGAAUUGAUACAUACAGACAUUUGUGGGCCUUUUUCCACUCCUUCGUGGAACGGUCAACAAUAUUUUGUGUCAUUCAUAAACGAUAAUUCUCGAUAUGGUCAUCUAUACCUUAUUAAGGAAAAAUCUGAGGCACUGGACAUGUUCAAAGCAUUUAAGGCUGAAGUUGAAAAUCAACUAAGCAAACGCAUUAAGACUGUCAGAUCUGACCGUGGAGGAGAAUAUUAUGGCAGAAAUGAUGGCUCGGUGAACAACGUCCAGGAUAUGGUUCGAAGUAUGAUUAGUCAAUCUACUUUGCCACCAUCAUUAUGGGGAGAAGCAUUAAAGACAGAAGUCUACAUCCUUAAUCGAGUGCCAACUAAGGCGACUGCCAAAACACCCUAUGAACUCUGGAUUGGGCACAAGCCUAGCUUAAAUCAUCUUAGGGUGUGGGGUUGUCGAGCUGAGGCGAAGGCCUAUAGGCCAAAUGAACCAAAGCUAGCACCUCGUACAGUAAACAAUUAUUUUAUUGGCUACUCGGAACGGUCAAGGGGGUAUAAAUUUUAUGAUCCCACAUCAAGAACUAUUUUUGAGACGGCUACUGCCAAGUUCUUUGAGGAUGUUGAGUUUAGGGGGAGAAAUACAAUUUUAGACUUUACUUUUAAGGAUCAAGAAAUCACUGAUGUGAUUGAUCAAACACCUCAUGAGUUAGCAGUCAUUCCAGCUCCCAUAGAGUUUCAAAGUGCGACUGAGGAACCCGUUCGUAUAGAACAGGAACCUAUGCCUAUGGAACAAACUCAAGAAACUCAAGAAUAUACAGUUCAAGAGCCAACGUAA
Molecule: messenger RNA, 2001 nt
Organism: Andrographis paniculata
Lineage: Eukaryota; Viridiplantae; Streptophyta; Magnoliopsida; Lamiales; Acanthaceae
Exons: 4
Coding region: 1-2001 (666 amino acids)
Molecular function (GO): nucleic acid binding; zinc ion binding
Source: RefSeq, a predicted model, not a curated record